This is a messenger RNA of Phycomyces blakesleeanus NRRL 1555(-), 465 nucleotides long. RefSeq lists its product as hypothetical. The record is from RefSeq and is a predicted model, not a curated record. The coding region runs from base 1 to 465 and encodes 154 amino acids. Lineage: Eukaryota; Fungi; Mucoromycota; Mucoromycetes; Mucorales; Phycomycetaceae. The transcript is spliced from 3 exons.
AUGUUUACUUCUGAUGAAAAUGCAUCUAUUUCUAUCUGGUUAAACGUGAAGUUAGCAUCACUGAAUUAUUGCAUCUUUGAUAUCAAUCUUUCUGUCUACAACAAUGUUAAAAAACAAUUCGCUAUCAGUUUCCAAUCACCAACACAAGUGUCAAUUAUGAGAAUGUCACGAUCUUUUUGUCUUGAUGCCACACAUUGUAUUUCAUCCCGAAAUGAUGAAACGGCUGUUCCAAUCUACCAUUGGUUCCAUCAUCUUUGCAACAAGAGUAGUUUCGCACCAAUGAACAUCACAAUUGAUUGCAGCAUUCCAGAGCAACAUAAUCUUGACAGUAAGAUUAAGUUAAACGCGUCUUUCACUUCAGAACAACUUGGAAACUAUAAGAUUGCAUUGAAAAACUACUUGAGACAGAUUCUCAUUGAGUCAGACAAAGAAACAUUUUUAAAAGCCAUCAAUAAUUUCAAGUAG